AUGGAAAUUGAAAGAGUGUUAAAUGAUGUUUGUGGAUGCUUAGAAAGGCUAGAUUUGGCUUCUAUUGAUUCCAACAAUCCGAUAGCAUCUGGAAUUGUGGAUAUCGCUGAAGGAGUGGAUAAGGUGGUAGAUGAGUUGUCAGAAGAGACAAAACACAUUCUUAAAGAAGUUGAAUUGAGUAAGCUGGAUUUUUCAGAGAAAACUGGUGCUAUUUAUCAAUGGAGGAAUUGUUGGAGUUUGAGACUGUUAUUAGGUGAAAGUGAAUAUAGUGAAAGCACUUAUGCAAUCCAUGCAGUCUCCAGGGCUAUAGAUCCUAUAUUUAAUUAUUAUAAGUGGAAUCUCAAACAUGCAUGGUAUAUUACUUUGAAUGCUUUAUAA
Molecule: messenger RNA, 378 nt
Organism: Entrophospora sp. SA101
Lineage: Eukaryota; Fungi; Glomeromycota; Glomeromycetes; Entrophosporales; Entrophosporaceae
Source: the annotation of a GenBank genome assembly